This is a messenger RNA of Bolinopsis microptera, 1104 nucleotides long. Its product is annotated as deoxycytidylate deaminase-like. Gene Ontology annotation, molecular function: zinc ion binding; hydrolase activity. The transcript has a single exon. The record is from RefSeq and is a predicted model, not a curated record. The coding region runs from base 9 to 575 and encodes 188 amino acids. NCBI's taxonomy places the organism in Eukaryota, Metazoa, Ctenophora, Tentaculata, Lobata, Bolinopsidae.
AAGUCAGUAUGAAACGAAGUAACUACCUAGACUGGGAUACCUACUUUAUGUCAGUUGCAUUCCUCACAUCCCAAAGGAGUAAAGACCCAGUAACCCAAGUGGGAGCAUGUAUUGUAAAUCCAGAGAAAAAAAUCGUUGGCGUCGGAUACAAUGGAAUGCCAACAGGAUGCAACGAUGAUCAGUUACCUUGGGGUCGUGAAGGAGAGACAAUGUGCGAAACUAAAUAUGCAUUUGUGUGUCAUGCUGAAAUGAAUGCAGUUUUAAACAAGAACUCUGCUGAUGUGAAGGGCUGCACAAUUUAUGUGUCCCUGUUUCCUUGCAAUGAAUGCACUAAAAUCAUCAUUCAAGGUGGCAUAAGUAAAAUAGUAUAUUUUUCUAAGAAGAACAGUGAUUCUCCUAGUCAUAAAGCUUCAGUAAGAAUGCUUGAACUUGCUGGAGUUAGUUUUCGGCAGUUUAUUCCAAAAGAAGAUAAGUUUGUCAUUGAUUUCAACGUUUAUCCUGAUGUCAAGUAUGAGGCAAUUGAGACAGAGGAAAAAGAGAACAGUGCAGGGACCUCAAGUACAGAUGGCUGUUAAAUUUUUAAUAUAUAAUCUCAUUGUUAUAAAAAGACUCAAUAUAAAUUAAUGACUAUUUUAAUAGAUUUAGAUAUUCUUAAUUUUUGAAGCUUGUAACCAGUAAAUACAAAACUUUAUUUAAAUAUUUAUAACUUAAAUAAAUAGCAAAUUAUUGUCUGCUACUGUAUUAGACAUACCAAAUUGUAUAUUUUAUCUUAUAAUUAAAUUAGGUAUAUUUAAUAUUUGUUUGUAUUCGAUUCACCAAUUUGAUGGCACAUUUCUUAUUUUAAAAAUUGUUUAUGCAUUUUUAAUUAUUAUUAUGUUAUGCUUUUCUUAAAUAAAUAAAAUAUUUAUUCCUUUGUAAGAACAGUUAUUUAUUAACUGUUAAAUCAUAUUUUUUAUUUUUGGUGACUCAUGUUUUAAAUUGUUCAGGUUCAACCAUGUUUGACUAUCUUUCUAUGGCCUACAAACUCAAAUAUUAGCCUAUUUUAUUACUUAAACUGAAGUUUGCAAUCUUUACUCGUUUAUAGUCGUAUUCAGUCUCUAUUUU